Molecule: messenger RNA, 1050 nt
Organism: Austrofundulus limnaeus
Lineage: Eukaryota; Metazoa; Chordata; Actinopteri; Cyprinodontiformes; Rivulidae
Product: serine/threonine-protein phosphatase PP1-beta catalytic subunit
Cellular component (GO): cytoplasm; nucleus
Molecular function (GO): protein serine/threonine phosphatase activity
Source: RefSeq, a predicted model, not a curated record
UGCGAGGAUGUCGUCCAGGGAAGAUAGUUCAGAUGACAGAGGCAGAGGUCCGGGGCCUCUGCAUCAAAUCCAGGGAGAUCUUCCUCAGCCAGCCCAUCCUGCUGGAGCUUGAGGCGCCCCUGAAGAUUUGUGGUGACAUCCACGGGCAGUACACAGAUCUUCUCAGGCUGUUUGAGUACGGGGGCUUCCCUCCAGAAGCAAACUACCUUUUCUUGGGCGAUUACGUGGACAGAGGGAAGCAGUCUCUAGAAACCAUCUGCCUUUUGCUGGCCUACAAGAUCAAAUACCCAGAGAACUUCUUCCUGCUCAGAGGCAACCAUGAAUGUGCCUCAAUCAACCGCAUAUAUGGCUUUUAUGAUGAGUGCAAGCGAAGGUUCAACAUUAAACUAUGGAAGACUUUCACCGACUGCUUCAACUGCCUCCCCAUUGCUGCUAUUAUUGAUGAGAAGAUCUUCUGCUGCCACGGAGGGCUUUCUCCUGAUUUGCAGUCCAUGGAGCAGAUCCGCAGGAUCAUGAGGCCAACAGACGUCCCAGAUACAGGCCUGCUGUGCGACUUGUUGUGGUCAGAUCCUGAUAAGGAUGUGCAGGGCUGGGGGGAGAACGACCGUGGGGUCUCCUUCACAUUUGGGGCCGAUGUGGUCAGCAAGUUCCUAAACCGGCACGACCUGGACCUCAUCUGCAGAGCCCACCAGGUUGUGGAGGAUGGAUACGAGUUCUUUGCCAAACGCCAACUGGUCACACUGUUCUCUGCUCCAAACUACUGCGGGGAGUUUGAUAAUGCAGGCGGCAUGAUGAGUGUGGACGAAUCCCUCAUGUGCUCCUUCCAGAUCCUGAAGCCCUCAGAGAAAAAGGCCAAGUACCAGUACGGUGGCGUCAAUUCUGGUCGGCCUGUCACCCCACCCCGCACCACCCAAGCCCCCAAGAAGAGGUGAACACACAGCUGCGGCUCCGCCUCCCCUCUCCUCCUCAUCUUGUCCAUUCCUGGUCUGCCAUCACGGCAACCCCCUGUAAGCCUGUUCAGAGUGAAGAGACGAGGCUUAUCUGAGUGUC